UAUGACUGGCCCAGGCUGACCACCAGACACUAGGGUGGAGAUAUCAGAGCUACGGCCGUUGGCGGCUUCCACCACCCAACAAUGAAUGGCCGUCUCACAUCGAUUACCUCGGAUAUUGAUGAUCUGAUCUGCGCCAGUAUCCUGUCCGACCGAAAGCCUUUAAGGUGAUUACUGGAAGAUCGUCCUUGGUGGUUAGGAAGAGUGGCUGUCUCUUUGUUGCCCGCUGUUUGCAGAAACACCGACUGCAACAAUGGUCUUCGAUACUCCUGUCACUCGGAAAUUGGGCAUUGGAAUACCAGUUGUCCAGGGUGGCCUUCAAUGGGUUGCCUACGCUGAACUCGCAGCAGCGGUCAGUAACGCUGGUGGGCUGGGCAUCAUCAACGCGUUGACGCAACCCGAUCCAGAGACACUGAAGAAAGAGAUCAGAAAGACCAGGAGCCUGACAAAACAUCCCUUUGGUGUCAAUCUAACGCUCCUUCCUUCGCUCAAUCCUCCAGACUAUCCGGCGUUCGCACAAGCCAUUAUUGAUGAGGAUGUCAAGAUCGUCGAGACCGCAGGAAAUAGUCCCGGACCUAUCAUCAAGCAACUCAAGAAUGCGGGCAUCACCAUCAUCCACAAAGCAACGACAGUGAGACACGCAAAAGCAGCCAUUAGACUAGGAGUGGACAUCUUGUCCAUCGAUGGCUUCGAAUGUGCCGGUCACGUCGGAGAGUCGGAAAUUGCAUCGUUGAUCCUGAACAGCCGUGCACGACAAGAACUCGGCAGCACUCCAUUCAUUGCAUCAGGCGGGUUUGCAGACGGGAACGGCUUGAUGGCAGCGCUCAGUCUAGGCGCGGCAGGAAUUAACAUGGGGACGCGGUUCAUGGCGACGGUCGAAGCACCCAUACACAUCAACGUCAAGCAGGCCAUUGUCGACGGUGAUGAGCAUCAGACGACGCUUAUACUGAGACGCUGGAAGAACACGAGCCGGAUGUUCUCGAACAAUAUGACGGCCAAGGCUAUCGAAAUCGAAUCAAGCAGCAAGACGGGGGAGUUCUCGGAGAUUGCGCCUGUUGUCAGCGGCGUCUGGGGUAAGGAGGUUCUUGAACAUGGCGAUAUUCAACGAGGAGUGUGGUAUGCGGGACAAGUCAUGGGCUUGAUUCACGAUAUUCCGACGGUCGCGGAACUUCUCAAGCGCAUCGAACGAGAGGCAAAUGAGGUGUUGGCGAACCUGAGACAUUCGGUUGCAGCGAAGAGUAAGUUAUGAUGAUGGCCGGGAUGCUGGGACAUUCGGGCACAAAGGACAAGGCGCAUUAUCAGGCUGCAUGCAUAGGUGCUGGACGGGCUGCAGUCAGGGACAUACCUGUCUAGGUUAGGGAUGCGGGCGAUGACAUGGGAUUUCGGUGAGAUGAGACACUCUUACGUGCGUAUCCUCCUUUAUCGCAAUGAUAGAAUGUAACGCCGACUUGUGCCCAAAGAUUGAGAUCAGCUGCAUAUGAACAUCAAUGGGCAACCCCUGAAUCCCUGGUCUAUGCGAGUUGCUGUGACUUUUACAUUCCAGGGACUUAGUUGGGGCCCCGGGGAUUAAUCAAGCAUCACAUCUCCCUUAUUCCUCCCUUAACUAGUUGGCCGAGCCUAGCAG
Messenger RNA from Exophiala viscosa, 1621 nucleotides. RefSeq lists its product as uncharacterized. The coding region runs from base 251 to 1246 and encodes 331 amino acids. The transcript is spliced from 2 exons. The record is from RefSeq and is a predicted model, not a curated record. NCBI's taxonomy places the organism in Eukaryota, Fungi, Ascomycota, Eurotiomycetes, Chaetothyriales, Herpotrichiellaceae. Gene Ontology annotation, molecular function: nitronate monooxygenase activity.